AUGAAAUCAAUUACUUGGUUACUAUUCAUUUAUUUAUUUAGUUUAGUUAAUGGUAUACUCAUUGAUGAUGCAUUUACAAAUAGAGAAUAUAUUAAUUAUUUAUAUGGUGGGAAAUUAACUGAUUUGAAUGUAUUGAAUCAUGAUUUAUUAAUUGGUAUAAAUGAAUAUAAUCAAUUAUUAGGAAUAGAUAUAAUUAAUAAUAAUAAAAUACAAUGGAAGAUAAAAUUAGAUACCCUAAUCAAUGAAGAGUCAAAGUUGGUAACAUCAAAUGAUAGAAUAUAUAUCUAUGGAAAAGAUAAAGAAAUAAUUGAAAUUGAUUCCCAUGGUCAAUUAAACUUCAUAAACUUAUCAUCAGUAGCAAAGGUAGUUGAACCUGGCCAUGAUGGCAUAUUUGUAAUCGAUUCAAAUUCACAAUUAUAUUACAUUGAUUCAGAGUCUGAAUUUCACAAUUUAAAUCAAGUUGCGAAUAGAUUACGUGUCGAUGGGUCAUAUAUUAUAAUUGAUGAUUCAAAAUUGAUUAAGUUAAGUGAGUCGGGUUCAGUUUCUUGGUCCAUUUCUAUUUCAUUACCUUCAAUUAAACAAUUUAAAUCAAAUAUAAUCAUAACUGAAAAUGAUCAAAUUUUUAAACUUCAUAAUAAGAAAUUAACAAGAAUUGAAAAUGAUUCCUAUAAGAACAUACACAUCAUUGAUUCCAAUUAUUUAUAUUCUGUCUUGGAUGACUCAAUCAAGCUUAUAAAUUUAGAAAAGAAAGCAAAAGAAAUCAAGACGAUAAAAUCAGGAUCAAUUAUUGAAUUAUUACAAACUCCUAUACAUUCAUUCCUCAUAGUUUCAGAUUCAAAAUUGAAACGAAUUUACGAUUUGACUGAUUUGUUAGAAAGUAAAUCACCACACAGUAUAAAACAAAUCUCAAUUAAAGAUAACAAUAUGCCUUUUAAUUUUAUAGGUAUUAAAAAUGACGAAUUGGGAUUAAUUUCGAUAAAUAAUGAGUUGAGAGGUGAAUUUGUAAGUUUAUUUAAUGGAUUAAUCAUUGAUAAAAUAACUCCACAUAAUCAAUACUACUCCAAAAAUGGUCAAUAUUUAAUUAUAGAUCAUCCAGAAUCAGAAGAGAUAAAACAUGAAGUUGAACAUUUGUUGAAUUUAGAUGAUAGACUAGUGUUUUCAAAUUGGGUAAAGAGAGUAAUUAGACACUUAAGUGAACUAGGUCGUUUCGCAACAUCAAUAAAUAAUAUUAAGCUGAUUUUCAAAAGUUCAGAUGAGUCAAAUCAUGGAUUUAAUAAGUUGAUUAUAUUAUUUAAUGAGAAAUUCAUAGCUAUAAAUUCAAAAGAUGGAUCAAUUGAAUGGGAAACAGAUGUUAUAAACGACGAAUUCAUAAAAUUUAAGUCUGUGGGAGAUGAAAUUUAUUCAUUUUUUAAAAAUACAAUCGUGAUUAUAAAUUCAAGAGAUGGAAAAAUAGCAACAAGACCAAAUAAGAAUUAUAACAAUGUUAUUAACGUAGAUGGUAGUCUUGUAUUUGAAAAUGAAGAACAUUUCGUAAGUCCGUCACUAAUGAAUCGAAAAUCAUUCUUUAGAAAAGUAAAUGAAUUUGAAAUAACAGGACAUGUUAUACUCCCCAACACAACCAAUUCAAUCCCAACAUAUAAUUUAAAAUUCAAAGGACCAAUUGUAUCAAUUUCAAACAUCCUACUGAAUUUUAAAACUGCAUCUAUUGGAAUUCCACAAUUUGAUAAAUCUGUAUUAUAUAAGUAUCUUAAUCCAAAUUUGAUAUCCUUAAUUACAUUUGAUGAAGUUAUGAAACUAUACGUUAUUGAUGGAAUCAGUGGUUCUAUAAUUCAUGAAAUUGAACAUACGGAAACUAUAGAUCCUAAUUCAGUUAAUUUAAUAAUGGAUGAUAAUUGGAUAAUCUACAGUUUUUUUACAAAACAACCAAGAUUAGAACAAAGAAUAAAUGUCCUUGACCUAUUCAAUUCAACUAUUCCAGAUAUAAAAUCACAAAGUUUUAUAUACCCUGAAAGAAUUAAUAAAUUGAGUUCAACUAAUAGUCUAUAUGGGAUAACGACAAAGAGCGUAAUUGCAUAUACCGAAUCUGGAUCAUUGAUUGAAAUUCCAAAAUAUUUGAUAAAUAGUAAACGACCAAGCACAAUAAAUGCUCAAGAAUUAAGCAAUGAUUAUAGAUUAAUUCCAUACGAGCCAAUAAUUAAAAAAGAUGGGUUCAAGGUGAUUAAUCAUAAAUACCAACUCGAUGGUAAUACAGGUGAGAUUUUGUUAUCUCCUACAAAGUAUGAAAGUACUUCCAUUGUUUGCUUUUUCAAUAAGCAAGUCCAAUUUUGCAGUUUGAUUCAACCCAGUUCGUCUUUUGAUUUGUUGGGUAAGCGGUUUAAUAAGAUUAAGUUAAUGAUUACUGUUGUUUUAUUAUUUGUUGUUUAUAUUGUUACUAAACCAUUUGUAUUUAAGAAGAAAUUGAAUGCUAUUUGGAUAUAA
Insectozyma verbasci is the source of this 2478-nucleotide messenger RNA. NCBI's taxonomy places the organism in Eukaryota, Fungi, Ascomycota, Pichiomycetes, Serinales, Debaryomycetaceae. The record is from the annotation of a GenBank genome assembly.